Molecule: messenger RNA, 412 nt
Organism: Ichthyophthirius multifiliis
Lineage: Eukaryota; Ciliophora; Oligohymenophorea; Hymenostomatida
Product: tubulin tyrosine ligase, putative
Exons: 3
Biological process (GO): protein polyglutamylation; microtubule cytoskeleton organization
Cellular component (GO): cilium
Molecular function (GO): tubulin-glutamic acid ligase activity; tubulin binding
Source: RefSeq, a predicted model, not a curated record
AAUAAAAAAAAUAUACAAGAAAAAAAGAUCAAUGUCUGAAUAUUUUAGAAAAUAUAUAAAAAAAGAAAAUUAUCCUAUCCACCCAAAUUAAAUUAAAUUCAAAACGACAUUUAAAAAUUGUAUAUUGGAGGCGUUAAAAAAAAGACAAUGGAGAGAAUCAGAUGGAAAUGAAUGGGACAUCAUUUGGGCUGAAAAAGAAUGGAUAAUAGACUAAAUGGAUUAUACUCAAAUAGGUUAUUAACAAAAAGUUAAUCAUUAUAGAAAUCAUUAUGAAUUAACAAGAAAAGAUCUAUUAACGAGAAAUAUAAAAAAGCAUAAAAAGUAACUUGAAAAAGAAGGAAAAACCGAAGAAUUAUUAUAGUAUUUUUUAAAAAUUAAUUCCUAAUUGAAAAUUUAUUUAUAUUAGAUAUGA